This is a messenger RNA of Bursaphelenchus xylophilus (pine wood nematode), 3713 nucleotides long. The record is from the annotation of a GenBank genome assembly. NCBI's taxonomy places the organism in Eukaryota, Metazoa, Nematoda, Chromadorea, Rhabditida, Aphelenchoididae.
AUGCGGUCGCGAAAAGAAAAGCCAACAGCAAAAGAGAAUAAUGUCGAUCAAGAAGGGAACACACAAAGUCAGUCAGGCGAUGUGAAGGAAGAUUUGACACCUGAGAGUAACAAGGACACCCUUACGGCCAGAUUCCCGGACCAAGCUCCAGAUGAUGUGGCCAGGAUGGUCGAUCUCCCGGAGGUUACUCCGCCCAGCAAAAGCCCGAGGAAGAUUGGAUCCAGUCAGUUAUUUAUCAUACAGAAAGAAAUCGAUGUCAUAAAAAAUAAUAGAAAUGUAGCGCUCGGACCAAAAAUUCUUUCUGCAGGAGACAGAAGAUGGGAGGUUUUUUGCCCGAAAAAUUCUCCGCCGAUGCGGAAAAUGGCGUAUUCUGCGGAGACUUUUGUGCACUUUUUUUGGUCAUCACACCAAUCUUAAACGCUUUGCAAUGCUGAAACUUCCGGAAAGCGUUCAAAUUUUUUGGCUAACAUAAACUUCAGCCAAAAAUUAGCGGCGAAAGAUUGGAGGGAUACGAAACCAGCAGGGAAUGUUACUCAGAGCAUAAGAGUUGUGUUGAGCUAUUCUCCAGUUUUGCAUCGUUAUCCGGAGCUGAGUUAUUGCCUCCGCCGAGAUGGCAAGCGUCCGCCAUGUCUUCGCCGAACGCUUGAUAAGCAUAAAAAAGAAAAUUUUGGGCAAAUCCAAUCUUCUUUCUCCUGCGAAAAGAAUCUUUUGGAUAUCUCGGCUGAGCGACAAGAAAUUGACGAAAACUUUCCGACACUUUUCUCUGGACAUCCUGUACUUUUAGUGUCAUCAUUACAAACAUUGGAGCCGACCACGAUGCCUUCUCUCCCCAUGCAGAAGAUGACGAAAGUUAUUAAUCUAGCUGAUCUCAUGCAGAAGGUGGACCGGCCUCUUGAGAAGUCUUAUACUGCUCAUUCCAGGACUCCUGAAUACUUAAGACAAAAGGAUAAUGGGUACAUUGUCUAACUCAUCUUAAUUCUGCUUUUCAGAAAUCCUUUAGCUGAUCAACAAACCCAGAAUUAUGUCCCUGCAGUUAUUAAUCAAGAGGAAUUUGAUAAGAAGUACGGAUUCAGAAGAGUGGAUCUCUCCUUAAUUACCAGAAUCUACCAUUAUGUCGCCGAAGCCAGAAGAUGGAGCUAUAUUCAAUGGAUUUGGUUCGUCAGAGGCUUUUUUCCCAUCACCCAAUGGUUAGCCGAUUACGACUGGAAGCAUGAUUUAUUGAUGGAUUUCAUUGGUGGAGUGAUGCUGGCCAUAAUGUCUAUUCCUCAGGGCUUGGCUUACGGACUUCUGGUUGGAUUGAAGCCGACUCAUGGAUUGUAUACUUGCAUUGUUGGACCUUUGGUAUAUGCGGUCUUGGGAACUUCCAAACAUGCGUCGCCAGGUAGGUGGUGACAAAACGGGGAGAGAAGAAUCGACACCGAUCAAUCAACUUUUCUAAAUAACGCUACUAAUUGUUUGCAGGUGCGUUUGCCAUAACUGCCCUGAUGGUUGGAGUUGCAGUAGAACAAGUUGGAACCCUGAAUGACAGUAUGCGCACUGAAGUCCUGAACACGACUUACUUUUGUUGUUCCCGCUCCAAGAGAAUGGAUGUAGCCCCCGAGGCUGCUCUCCAGAUUGUCACUUGUUUAACAGUUUGCGUUGGCUUGAUCCAAGUAUGUGGAUUACCGUAAUUUCAGUUGUUUAUAUAGAUCGCUUUUGGCAUCCUGAAUGUUGGACUGCUGGCGGUUUGGAUGUCUGAUCAUUUGGUUCAAGGCCUCACUUCUGGAGCUGCGAUUCAUGUUUUAACUAGUCAGAUCACCACGAUGACUGGAGUUGAGAAUGUCCCCGGAACCGCGGAUACUUCCGGAAUGGCGAAAGUAAGUAGCGACUUGUUACGUAACACGGUGAGAUUAGUUUUAUGUCUGUUUCUUCAAGAAUAUCACCACCAUCAAAUGGAAUACAGCCUCCACUUCCGUGGUUGUCUGUCUGACUUUGAUCUUCUCCAAGGAAAUCCUCGAUCCCAUCUUUGUAAAAUGGCUGAAGAUCAAGUUCCCGAUGGAAUUCUUUGUGGUUUUGUUCUCGGUUCUCCUCUGUUACUUCUCCGAUGGCACUGAUUAUGAUCUGGACAUCAAGAUUGUGGGUCCAGUCCAGCCAGGGAUGAUCCCUCCGUUCGUUCCUGACUUUGGUUAUGCUGGAGCGGUGAUUCCCUCGGCCCUUUCCAUCGCUGUAGUCUCCUUUGUAAUUCAUGUGGCCUUGGCCAAAUUGAUCUCCAAGAAGUUGAAUUACUCAGUAGAUGCGAACCAAGAAUGGUUCGCCUUGGGCAUGAUGAAUUUUAUUGCGGCUUUCUUUGGCUGUUUUGCUGGUGGAUCUUCACUCAGCCGGACCAUUACAUCGGUCAAAUUGGGAAGCAAAUCUCAGAUGUCUACCAUAGUAUGUGCCUGUGUACUCAUACUGAGUGUGUACUUCGCUACUCCCUUAUUGUUUUAUCUCCCUCAAGUAAGUGUUUGUUUUAUUUGGUCGCAUUUUAGCCCGUCCUUGCCUGUAUUGUUGUGGUCGCCCUUAAGGAUCUGUUUGUCCAAAUUGGUCAGUCGGUCAAAUUAAUGCAGAAAUCGAUGUUUGACUUUGUAAGUAUGAUACUUUAUACUAACUCUUGUUUUAGUUAAUCUGGUUUGUUACAUUUGUUUCUGUGAUCCUGCUGAAUGUUAACUGGGGUCUUCUUUGUGGUGUCGUCUUUGCCCUCCUUACUGUAGUUUUCCGAUCUCAGUGGGCAGAGAGUACUUGUAUGGGUCGAAUCCCAGAAACGACCGACUUCAAAGGGCUGGAUCAUUAUCGAGAAGCGGCAGAAUUGCCGGGAAUCAGAGUCUUCCGAUUCGACGCCCCUUUGUAUUUCGCUAAUUCGGAACUCUUCUUAAGGAGGUUGCAUUUGUAAGUGUUUGAAAAAAAAGUAAUUAUUUGCAGAGCAUUGGGAGUGGACCCAGUGAUGGCCUACACAAAACUGAAAGCCGAGCGUGAGAAAAGGAAGGGAGAAGCGUUGUCUCAGACCCCCGACCCGAGUGUAAAGACUGUUGCUAAACGUCUGAACCCAGUUGUGGAUGAUCGGACACCAAUUGAAUUAAAUGUUCGUACCAGAUAUGCCAAUUCAAAGGAGAUUACUGCUUCUCCAGACCAGGAGAAACAACCUCAAAUGGGAACAAAACCUGAGGGAAAGAAAAGGGAAGAAGAAUACAUCCAUCUGAGUCAUUUCAUCAUCGAUUGCUCCUCCUUUCCGUACAUCGACUUGAUGGGGCUGGAGGUUCUUGAACAAGCCUAUUCCGAUCUCUCAAACAUGGGAAUCCGAGUCUUUUUCUGCAAUUGCAAAGGUGAGUGUGCAUAGUAUAGUGGUAGUGGGUCGGGUUUUGGAUCCGACGUUCGUGGGUUCGACCCCCUCUUGGCGGUAAACAAAUUUAUUGUGUUUAUCGAAUUACGUGGGGCCAAGACGAUUGUCGAGAUUUAUUCGGCCGCGGGAUCUGUAAAUGGCCUUCGAGUCCUCUGACCCUCGAACACCUCUUUUCGUCAUGAAAUUUUUAUUUUUAUACUUUUUUUCAGUUGCCGUUCGUCAAUUCUUUGAGCAAAAUGAAUUUUAUAAGCGGGUUCCCAAGUCAAACAUGUACUGCUCACUGAUUCCAGCGAUCAUCCAAGCCGAGAUCGAGAGAGAACAAGAGAAACAGAAGAAAGAACAGAAAAUAAAGGAAUAA